AAAUGGACCAGCAUGUCCAGUCAGCUCAACAUAUUCUUCUCACUAUAUCUCUCCAAACACAGGAACAGAAUCGACCCAUUCGCUUCUACCUCUACCAAACACAGAAAUAGAACCGAUCAGUUCCUUUGAAAUGAAACCAUCACAUUACAUUUCUUGGUCCCCAAACCAAACACACUAUUAAUUUCACCCAUAGAAUAAUCUCCUUAGUCUUUAUUGUGAUGAUGGGAAAGCUACUUGUGAAUAACUUGAAGAUUCCUGGCUCAGGGCAUCUCCAACAGCGAGGACACACUAAACGUUUGUGGACGCAUCCGCGGAUUCGGAUACAUGAGCUGGCCACCCAACACCGUGCACCAAACAUCUGGCUCCGUUUGCCAAUGUUUUUUUUCCUAUGUCUGCCACACCCAUAUAUAGCAUAAAUAAUUCUUCAAAUAGUGCAAAAAUUCAAAUGCAACAAUAGUUCAAAUAUAAAUAUUCAUUAAGUUUUCAAAUAAAAUAGAUGGAAUUUUGGGAGGAUGGUACAUCGAUCUUGGAGGGAGCGGAUACAGAACACGUGGGGGGCCAAGAAAAACAUGGCUCCAAGUGGAAUUUUGGGUGAGCCGAAGGUGUGAGAGUCCUACGUGGCUACGUGGCGGAGGUUCGGACGCCCAUAAAUCUCUAAUUCGGUGUCCGUUUGCAAGAAUUCGGACGUGCAUAAGCAUUUAUGGACGUUCACGGCACAAUGCACAAAAUGUCCGGACAUCACGGUCCCAACAUUUAGGGCCGGCUUGGUGUACCCCGAUGGAGAUGGAGCCUUAGCAAAGCGCGCAUAUCCUCCGUGGUCCGUGUAGGCUCGCUCCACUCACCGGUCACCACACACACACUCGUCACAGGAAAAUUUGUGGCGUGAGAAGCUGGGCCGAGCAGAGCAUGGACGGACGCAGAGCAGCACCGCCGCCGGCGUCGCGGAUUAGUGGCUGGCACGCCGACGACGAGUCCGAGCUGGGCGAGGAGGAGCUCGGUGUCUUCACCGCCGAGCGCUACUUCAACGGCGCCCUCGCCGCCGAGGAGGCUUUGUGGUGCGACCGCUCUUCGUCGUCGUUCUCGUCCGCGUUCAAGACAUGGCAGCACGACGGGUCUGCCCCGACGCCGACGGCUGCCACCAGCUCGUCGGAGGCCAGCUGGAACAGCCGCUCUGCGCUUCUGCCUAACCGUCCGGCUAUCGCACCCCCCUCGCCCGUUGAGAGCAAGCCGGAACCGGAUUCCAGGACAGAGAGUGAUGAGACCGGAAGAAAGGCACGCCCGUCGUCGUCUCACCUGCGGCGUUGGCUUCUCGGCAUGGCAGGGCGUGCCUGCGCCUGGGGCGACGGCGAGGAGUCGAUGAGCACCGACGACCCGAGCCGCCAUGAAUUGGAGGCCGGCUCCGUUCACGGUGGCCAGAAACGCAGUCCCGAAGCGGAUGCGGCGCUGCCAAGAAUGACGAGCAAGCAGACCGCCGUGGAGGACGGCACCACGGCGAGGGUGAUGUCUGGCAAGAGGGCCGACGACGGCGACGCACCACUUACCCUGCUGGUCGCGGAAGCUACGCACAGACGAGCUGCAAACUCCGGCGAAUUGUCCAUGAGGAUGCUGGAUCCGGCAGCCAACGCGUCGUACAAGUACAACGACCGGCUCCGGCGGGAAUCGUUGGACAUGUUUCACCAGGCAGGCCAAGGCUCUGCCAUUACAAUCGUCGCGGGAAGCACGGCGUGGGGUGGUGCCGCAACUGCAAGUGCAGGCGGCGGUGCCAGAGGAAGCCCCGAGACACCAAGCAGGAGGCGCGACUCCGGCGAUCUCGAGAGCGUGUGCCCGCCGAGCGAGGCGAGCGUGGUGUGGAGCGUGG
Molecule: messenger RNA, 1858 nt
Organism: Aegilops tauschii subsp. strangulata
Lineage: Eukaryota; Viridiplantae; Streptophyta; Magnoliopsida; Poales; Poaceae
Biological process (GO): phototropism
Source: RefSeq, a predicted model, not a curated record